GUGGUUGCUGCUCCUGGGCCGCGAUCUCCCUAGGCAGGAUGAAUGUGAUAGACCACGUGCGAGACAUGGCGGCCGCGGGGCUGCACUCCAACGUGAGGCUGCUUAGCAGCUUGCUGUUGACAAUGAGUAAUAACAACCCUUAACUUGAAUGCAGAAGCCAGUUCUCCAGGCCUGUGACCUCCUGCUCCUGCUGCUUGGCGUCCUCAUCUCACCUGCCUCCUACUUCAGGAGCCUCCUUAAAUAGACCACCUCUGACCAUCAGAAUUGUCUGUCACUACUAUUUUGAUUUUCUGCAUUACUCUUGUCACCAGUUGAAGAAGUCCAGUUCCUGUAUGUGGGAAGCACUCUUGAGCUUAUUAAAUGUGCUGAGGAAAGUGAGCUGUUUUCCCCAUCUCAGAAGUACCAGCUUUUGGUGUAUCAUGCAGACUCUCUCUUUCAUGAUAAGGAAUACCGUAAUGCUGUGAGUAAGUAUACCAUGGCUUUACAGCAGAAGAAAGCCCUAAGUAAAACUUCAAAAGUGCGACCUUCAACUGGAAAUUCUGCAUCUACUCCACAAAGUCAGUGUCUUCCGUCUGAAAUUGAAGUGAAAUAUAAAAUGGCUGAGUGUUAUACAAUGCUGAAACAAGACAAAGAAGCCAUUGCUAUCCUUGAUGGGAUCCCUUCAAGACAAAGAACUCCCAAAAUAAACAUGAUACUGGCAAACCUGUACAAGAAGGCUGGUCAGGAGCGCCCCUCAGUCACCAGCUAUAAGGAGGUCCUGCGGCAAUGCCCAUUGGCCCUUGAUGCUAUUCUAGGUUUGUUAUCCCUUUCUGUCAAGGGUGCAGAGGUGGCAUCAAUGACAAUGAAUGUGAUCCAGACUGUGCCCAACCUGGACUGGCUCUCUGUGUGGAUCAAAGCAUAUGCUUUUGUACACUCUGGUGACAACUCAAGAGCAAUCAAUACCAUCUGUUCACUAGAGAAAAAGUCCUUAUUGCGGGAUAACGUGGACCUGCUUGGAAGCUUGGCAGAUCUGUACUUCAGAGCUGGAGAUAAUAAAAACUCCGUCCUCAAGUUUGAACAGGCACAGAUGUUGGAUCCUUAUCUGAUAAAAGGAAUGGAUGUAUAUGGCUACCUCCUGGCACGAGAAGGGCGGCUGGAGGACGUGGAGAACCUUGGCUGUCGCCUUUUCAACAUUUCUGAUCAGCAUGCAGAGCCCUGGGUUGUCUCUGGGUGCCAUAGUUUCUAUAGCAAACGCUACUCUCGGGCCCUGUACUUAGGAGCCAAGGCCAUUCAGCUGAACAGUAAUAGUGUUCAAGCUUUAUUGCUUAAAGGAGCAGCACUCAGGAAUAUGGGCAGAGUCCAAGAAGCAAUAAUUCAUUUUCGGGAGGCUAUAAGGCUUGCACCUUGCCGCUUAGACUGUUAUGAAGGUCUCAUCGAAUGUUACUUAGCCUCUAAUAGUAUUCGAGAAGCGAUGGUAAUGGCCAACAAUGUUUACAAAACUCUAGGUGCAAAUGCACAGACUCUUACCUUAUUAGCCACCGUUUGUUUGGAAGACCCAGUGACGCAGGAGAAAGCCAAAACUUUGUUAGAUAAAGCCCUGACCCAAAGGCCGGACUAUGUUAAGGCUGUGGUGAAAAAAGCAGAACUACUCAGCAGGGAACAGAAGUAUGAAGAUGGAAUUGCUUUGCUGAGGAAUGCUCUGGCCAAUCAGAGUGACUGUGUCCUGCAUCGGAUUCUAGGAGAUUUUCUGGUAGCUGUGAAUGAGUACCAGGAAGCAAUGGACCAGUAUAGCAUAGCACUAAGUUUGGACCCCAAUGACCAGAAGUCUCUAGAGGGGAUGCAGAAGAUGGAGAAGGAGGAGAGUCCCACGGAUGCUACACAGGAGGAGGAUGUGGACGACAUGGAAGGGAGUGGGGAAGAAGGGGAUCUGGAGGGCAGCGACAGUGAGGCAGCCCAGUGGGCUGACCAAGAGCAGUGGUUUGGCAUGCAGUGAGGGCACUGCUGCUAGUCCUCAUGAUUCCUGAACUGACAAAGAUGCUUUCAGAGGAUGGUGACUUUGGUGUGCUCACAGAAGGGCUCCCUGCCUCUCCUUGAGUUGUAGUCAGGACUUUACUUUAGUGCUGAGCCUGGCCAGCCUUGUGUCUGUCCUCCCUACUCUGUUGGAGAGGUCCAGGAGUAUUCCAAGCUGCAGACUCAGGGGCUGUUGGAGAGGGCAGUUCUGAUGUACCAAACAGAAAACGUGUUCUUCUUCACAUGGAUGGAUUUGCAGGAAUGACCCACUCUCCCAAGAAUGCAACACAGGUGCCCCGGCACAGGUUUCCAGUUCCCAGAAGUUAUGGUCCUGGACCUACCACAUUCACCUAGUAGUGAUGGGUUUCCUACAGUGCAGUCAUGCUGUGUGGCGUUUUUCCCAUUCACUGAGGUGGCAGCUGGCCUCAGCCCGAGCAGAUUUGAAAAGCAAGUGAUGGGAGAAUGACUGUGCAUGGGGCCACUUCAACUAAUAAAAUGCUUUUUCCAGUGA
This is a messenger RNA of Nannospalax galili (Upper Galilee mountains blind mole rat), 2500 nucleotides long. RefSeq names its product anaphase promoting complex subunit 7 (gene Anapc7). Gene Ontology annotation, molecular function: protein binding. Gene Ontology annotation, biological process: cell division. The coding region runs from base 476 to 1972 and encodes 498 amino acids. The record is from RefSeq and is a predicted model, not a curated record. The transcript is spliced from 12 exons. Lineage: Eukaryota; Metazoa; Chordata; Mammalia; Rodentia; Spalacidae.